Messenger RNA from Yamadazyma jaroonii, 2649 nucleotides. The record is from the annotation of a GenBank genome assembly. Lineage: Eukaryota; Fungi; Ascomycota; Pichiomycetes; Serinales; Debaryomycetaceae.
AUGACGAACGGGAUGUCGGAAUUUUCCCCCGAAAUUCUCAUAAAAAGUAUAAAAGCAAGAAUCCCCAAAUGUGUUGAUAAUUCCCAAGAUCCGUUGUUAGAACAUCUUUUGAAAUUGUCUCCCCAUGAUAAUACAAUCAUAUUAGAAACUUCCAAUGUAAAUAUUGUUCAGUAUUCCCAUUAUAUCAAUGAGUUAAUAACAGUUUUAAGUGAUCAAACCUUAAUUGAGGAAACAAGAAUAUCAGUAGAAUCGGAACUUUUAGCUUUUGUGUCUCAUAUACCAAAAAUUAAUACUAAAGAUUCUAAUCCGUAUCCUCAUUUUUAUUUGUCCAGAGUUUUGAUGGAUAAUUUUGAUAUAAUUUAUGAAUUUAUUAGCAUUUAUUAUAAUUUGAACUUGACAUCCACUUUGACAAAAUUUUUGGUCAAAGUGAUUUAUUCAUUACAAUUCUGGGAAUUAUUUCACUUGAUGGAUUCGGUAAAGAACUUGAAACUGUUCUUGAAUCUUUUGGAUUUUGAAAUAACUGAUACCUCCUUGGGAUAUCUCGUAAAACCUCCUAAAAAUUAUUUAGAAGAAAAUCUUUAUCAAGGAUUUCAAUACCCUUUCCCAUAUCCAUUUUAUAAUUAUUCCUACCAUAAGUUGGGAGAUAACAUCCCAGAAAAGUAUUCCAAAAUUUCCAUAGAACCUUAUAUUGAUAUUUCUUUGAAAAAUCUUGAACCACCAAGGAAAAGAAGAAAGACAAGAAGAGAAAGGCGACCACGUUAUAUUGACGAUUUUGCACAAAAUGAUGGUGAUGAAGUUGUUGAAGAAGAAAUACCAAGAAAGAAAUCAAGUACUCCUCAGAAACAACCUAUAGCACCAACACCAGAGAUAAGUGGAAGUGAUUCAACUGAAGUGAAAGCUCAAGCACAACAGAAUCAAUCACAAUCAAUACCCAAUUUGAUGUCUAACGAAAUACCACCCGGAUCUUUGAUGAAUAACCAGAUUUACCCAUACGCCACUUAUUAUAUGCCUUAUAUGGGGCAACCAGACGUCGGUAGGUCAUAUUCAGAAUCUUCCUCAAAUAAUGAUCUCCAGAACAUACCGAAACCACCACAAUCGAGCCAAUCAAACGAUGAAAUUCAAGGAUCCCAGCAGCUCCAGAUCAAUCAGUUCCAAGUCAUCCAACAACAAAUUCAAUUCAUACAAAGGCAUCAACAACGACAACAGCAACAACAGCAACAACAACUGCAAAUACAGGGACAGUCUCCGAUUGAUAACAACAAUCCAUUGAACUUCCCUCCAAUUCAGAACCCUUACGGAUAUCCAAUGCAAUUUCCUUAUCCAAUGUAUCAACAACCAUAUCAAGUUGAUGCUAGAGGGCAACUCAUUAUGAAUCCCAUGAAUCCAAUGUUUUAUGACCCAAAUCUUCAAUACCAAGCUCAAUUGCAACAGGCUGCUCAAAACUCAAAUGGUCCUCAAAACCAAAAUCCUGAACCUGGGAAAUCAAAUGAUACCGAAGAAAAACAAAUUGUUAAGGAGGAAGAACCAAAUAUCGCUGACCAGCAAGAAAGUAAACCUCAGGAUAGGAAAUAUGACGCUGGAAGCGAUGUGGAAGAAUCAAAUUCUGUCAACAAUGAUGAUAGCGACUAUGAAGAUACUGAGAAAGUCCUGGCUAAUAUAAAAAGAAGAGAAAGAAGUAAAAGAAUUAGGAAACCGAAAGUUAGGGUCGAUAAGUCAGAAGAUUCGGAAAAAUCUGAGAAAGAAGAUACUUAUGCUGAGAAUCUGAUGCUUAAAGAUCAAAUCACUGAUGAGGAGGAGGCACUAAGUGGCGAAGAAGAAAAAUCCAAAGGAAAGAAAAGUAGAGAAAUUCACCAAUGUGAUGGGUUUGAUGCCAGCACAAACGCUCCAUGUAGAAAGAUUUUCUAUGGUAGAAACGAACUUCUUAGACAUAAAGAAUACGUACAUGCAACUAGGAAAAGAAUUUAUAAAUGUAUCUAUUGUGCAAGGUAUAAUUCUAAAGUUCAAAGUUAUCCAAGACCGGAUUCUUUGGCAAGGCAUUUGAGAAGAAAUCAUCAAAUCAAUGGUAAGGAGAAUAAAUUAGCCGUUGGAUAUGCUAAACAACAUCUAGUAAUCAUUGAGGAUCCUUCAAAAUUGACUCAUACUCAAUUAUUGGAAAUAGCCACUAGUCCUUUACCUCAUCCUCCAUUUUUAGAACCUGACUUUUCUUUGAAAGCCAACAGAACUGGAUUUUUACUGUUUAACACCAAGGAAAAAGACGACAAAAAAGAUCUUCCCAAGAUCGAAGACAAAAAAGGGGAAGUUCAAUCAACAGAUCCUCAAAACUCCGAUACUGUGAACAAAAAUCGAAGUAUAUCUACCACCCCCAGUCAACCAUCUAGCCAACAACAAUCACCUCAUAAUCAAACCGUUCCACUCCAGCCUCCUCAAUUACCCAAGAUUUCAAACCCCAUGUCAUCUUCUUAUCCAUACUACGAUCCUAAUCAAAUCCAAAAUCCUCCUGUAGUGUUACCAUUCCAGGGUUAUAAUCCUACUUACCAACAAUCUGUCUAUCAACCAAUGAAUUCGUUCGUCGGAUCUUAUCAGUCAAACCAGAAUCAAAAUACUCAAACCCAACCUAAUCAAAAUUCGAAAUCAACCAAUGAUGAAUAA